CGGAGCUUUGGUCACAUAGCCCCCUUCUCUGCCCUGUAAGAAGCCCUGAGCAGAACGCCAGCAUGCUCUCUGCGGCCAGAACGCUGACAGUCCUCCUCCUUCUCCUUGAUGUUGGGGCCGCUCAAGUGUUAGCAACAGGCAAGCCUGCUAGAGCUGAAACUGAUAUCAAAUACGCCAUCAUCGGGACUGCUGUGGGCAUCGCCAUAUCGGCCGGCUUCCUGGCCCUGAAGUUCUGCCUGGUCAGGAAGCACAUGUUUGAUGACGAUUCCUCUGACCUGAGAAGCGCAAAUGCGGGCUUCAGCGAGACCAUUGCACUAAAGAAGAGAACUGCGAGGUUAAACCUCAAUUUCUCCGAAAGAAAUGCACAUGUGAUUGAGCUCUGAGUGAGCAGCCUCUUCAGGAGGGCACUCUGGACAGCUGCUCAUUGGAGACAGCUUGAAUUUGAGCAUCCAAAGCUGGUGAUGGACCUUCACACGGAACUCAAAAUACAGAGCAAACAAACUUACAGAAUCUACAGCACCUCUGUCCUGAAAGAAAACAGCACUUCUCUUCUGCAAGGAGCUGGCUGCCUAAAGGGACGUAAGAGCACUCUUUCGAGCAGUAAGAAAGUUUGGGAGUCGAUACACGCUCACUGCCUGUCCUUGUUUCCAGUGUCAGAGUUGUUCACGCCUCAUGAUGACAUUGUGUCCGUGGAUCCUACCAGUAGCAAGCGGCUCAUGGAAUGAGAACUGAACUCAAGACACAGCUUCUUUAGCACCACAGUCUACCAAGGGGUGAGCAGCCUUGUCUAAAACUGUUGGCCUCAACUUCUUCGCUGUCAGAAGAAUCCAUCUGUCAACAUUCAAGGGAACUGAAAAGUGAAAACCUUGGGGCAGGCUCCAUUUCUAUAAAUGACUGGGAGACCUUCCUAAAGAAGAAAUGUAGGCUGGGCUGGAGUGGGAGGAAGGGGUCUGACAGCUGUGGAAUGGCCCCUCAGCUCUGCAGCUUUCAAAUGAUGGUACCAAGAAAGGAUGAAAAGAGAAAGCAGCUGCCAUGGCUUGUAGUGAGCUAUACCAAAGCAAGGGAUUAUUGUUAUGCUUAUAGGAUUGUUUGUGGUGACUAUGACAAUGUCCAUACCUUAUCAUGGAGGACACAGCUGGAAAAGACAUAAAGCCAAGGCUGCAUGACGCAGGCCCCAUUCACAUUUCUCUCCCCUUAAUAUUACCCCUGGGUUUCUGGGCUGCAUUAAGGAAUACGCUUUGCUUUUUCAUUCAGUAGAAAUCCAGGUGGCUACAUGGACUGGGUCUCCUUAGAUUAGGUUACUCACCUUGUGUGUGGUAAAAGAUGAGUUAUGUUUCGAAACAAAGCGCUGUGUUGUAAUAAUUUGCCUGAAAUCCCAGGGCAUCUUUUAUCUGACUUGAUAACAAUGCAGUUCAUUAGCAGCCUUGGUUAACUGAUAACCUAAAGCGGUAAUGCGAUACUCAUAAGCAAUUUUCUGUGUGUUAGAAUAAACCAUCUUGUAAGGUA
Molecule: messenger RNA, 1506 nt
Organism: Capra hircus (goat)
Lineage: Eukaryota; Metazoa; Chordata; Mammalia; Artiodactyla; Bovidae
Gene: TMEM273
Product: chromosome 28 C10orf128 homolog
Exons: 6
Coding region: 63-383 (106 amino acids)
Source: RefSeq, a predicted model, not a curated record